GGCUGGGCUGCUGCACUGCAAGGAUGAGGCUUCCUGGCUGGUUGUGGCUGAGCUCCGCGGUCCUCGCUGCCUGCCGAGCGGCGGAGAAGCACAACCUGACUGAAGGGCUGGAGGAUGCGAGCGCCCAGGCUGCCUGCCCCGCGAGGCUGGAGGGCAGCGGGAGGUGCGAGGGCAGCCAGUGCCCCUUCCAGCUCACCCUGCCCACGCUGACCCUCCAGCUCCCGCAGCAGUUCGGCAGCAUGGAGGAGGUGCUCAAAGAAGUGCGGACCCUCCAGGAAGCUGUGGACAGUCUGAAGAAAUCCUGCCAGGACUGCAAGUUGCAGGCUGAUGAACAUCCAGACCCUGGCGGGAAUGGAGCAGAGACGGCCGAGGACAAUCGAGUCCAGGAACUGGAGAGUCAGGUGAACAAGCUGUCCUCAGAGCUGAAGAAUGCAAAGGAGGAGAUCCAGGGGCUGCAGGGGCGCCUGGAGUCGCUCCAACUGGUAAAUAUGAACAACAUCGAGAACUACGUGGACAACAAAGUGGCAAAUCUAACCUCUGUGGUCAACAGUUUGGAUAGCAAGUGUUUCAAGUGCCCCAGCCAAGAACACAACCAGCCAAAUCCAGUUCAACAUCUAAUAUACAAAGAUUGCUCUGACUACUACGUGUUAGGGAAGAGAAGCAGUGGGACCUACAGAGUUACGCCUGAUCACAGGAACAGCAGCUUUGAGGUCUACUGCGACAUGGAGACCACGGGUGGAGGCUGGACAGUGCUGCAGGCUCGCCUUGAUGGGAGCACCAACUUCACCAGAGGGUGGAAGGACUACAAAGCCGGCUUCGGGAACCUUGAACGAGAAUUUUGGCUGGGCAACGAUAAAAUUCAUCUUCUGACCAAGAGUAAGGAAAUGAUUUUGAGAAUAGAUCUCGAAGACUUUAAUGGUCUCACACUUUACGCCGUGUACGAUCAGUUUUAUGUGGCUAACGAGUUUCUCAAAUACCGGUUACACCUCGGUAACUAUAAUGGCACGGCAGGGGAUGCCUUGCGUUUUAGCCGACAUUACAACCACGACCUGAGGUUUUUCACCACCCCAGACAGAGACAAUGAUCGGUACCCCUCUGGGAACUGUGGGCUCUAUUACAGCUCAGGCUGGUGGUUUGAUGCAUGUCUCUCUGCCAACUUAAAUGGCAAAUAUUAUCACCAGAGAUACAAAGGGGUCCGUAAUGGGAUUUUCUGGGGCACCUGGCCUGGUGUAAGUCAGGCACACCCAGGGGGCUACAAGUUCUCCUUCAAGAAGGCCAAGAUGAUGAUAAGACCCAAGAGUUUUAAGCCAUAAAUUCAUGCUCGUUUCUCUGGGCACUCACUAUCUAAGAGGACAGUGCAUUCCUCCAGCCUUGACUGUAUGCCUCAGUUUAUAUCCCCUUCCUGUGGCUAAACACUCCCUUUUAAGCUUUACAGCUUUAAAAUAAAGCUGGAAAUGUCUAAAACAGACUCUUUGGUGGCUGUUAUAUGAGGAAUGCUCGAAAGCACUGGAAAUAGUGACGAUUAUACAUUAUAAUUGCAAGACUUUUCAUUUUUAUUAGUUGAAAAGUUUCCUACUAUUUUUAUUAUUUUUUAUAAUAAAAAACUAAAUUAUUCAGCAAGCUAAAUUCUGUAUACUCAAGUUUUAUUUUCACUAGGGCUAAACGCACACAUUUGAAAAUACACCAGUCUUUUUCAGGGUACAGACGCUCGUGUAUCUGGAGCUAAGAACUAUAGUAUUUUCUUUGGUCCAAGAAAUAGUUUAGUUCUCAAAAAGAAAGUCAGGGAUGGGGUUUUGGUGGGCAGGGAUUAAAUAGCUAAAUUUAUUUAUCUAAUGCAAAAUAUGGCAUUAAAAUGCCUUAAAAUACAGUAGCAUAAUAUAUGUCUUUUUCCUCUCCAAAAUUGGAAAAUACUGCUACCCUGGAGAUUGUGGUUUCGUGGUGACCCACGUACUGUUUAUAGCCUGUUAGACCCUGAUACAGAAGCUGCUUUGUCAUCUCCUCUCUGUGCACGAUAGUGUUUAGUGUAAGGUGCGAGACUACUGUAAGGCUUCCUUGGAGAAAGGCAUGGUAAGGGAAAACAGCGUUUAAUUAUACUUUGAAGGCCAAUGCUAGACCCAAAGCAAGACUUGAGUUGUUGAGGAAUCAACUUCCUAGGAAGCAGACUUUUCUAGAACAAAUAUAUUUAUUGUGAUACAUUUUGAUAGAGUAGUUCAAAUAUUAUUCAUUUUAAUCCUAAGUCGUCAACUGCUUAUUUCAUUCUCAGAAAUUCACAGAAAAACUAUAUAUAAUUUUAGUCCAGUGUAAGUGCCUGGAGUUCCUUGAUUGUGGAAUGCUGAGGGCCAUGUUAAAAGGCUUGGGAGGAAGUUUCAUUUAUCACUGUAGAAAAGGAUCACUUCAGAGAGGAAAGAUGCUCUUCAGUGGAAUCUGAGGAACUGUACGCGGUCAGUCAUAGGAGGAGGUGAUCAGACAGGGCGCAGUGUUUAAGCAAAAACUUUGAUCUUUAAGUUUUGGUAGAUUUCUAAUAUACUAACCAAGCCUUUGAAAUAUAAGCACAAAGAUUCUAUUUUAGUUAGUCUUUAAAUAUAACUAGGAAGGACAGUUAUUGACUUGACUACUUAAAUUUUCAAAUACGUAGCCGCUGUAAAAAAAAAAAACUUUAAAAAGAGCAAGAUAUUAUUUUAAAAAUAUGCAACAUGAAGUUUUCAGCUGAAUACAAUGACAAUUAAAGUAUUAAUAACAUAAUUAAAUUACCAGAGUAAGGUGAAUGCACGCUGAAUUAAAUGACCAAAAUAUAAAAUAUAGAUUUCCAAGACUGUUUACCUGCUUGGCAAAAUAUUGAAUGUAAGUAGCAAUAAUUAGUUUUAUUUCUCCUUUGCUUUUUAAAAAAGAAAAAGAAGAUUUUGAUAUUAUACAAUUGAUGUGUUUCAAAUUCUGUUUGUUAUAUGUAACCAUAGAAGUGUAAUGACAUUUCCGUCAUGAAAAUGGAUUUAUUAUAGCAAAACCCCUAUGCAUUCCUCUUUAGUGUGUCUUUUUCAGUGUAACAAUGAAGCCAUGUGAAUGCUCUAUCUUUGCACGUCCAAUGGAUUCAAAUGAUGUUUUCUAUUAUACUCUAGAGAUUUUUCUAAUGAACUCUUUAACACAGAAAUUUAUUUUUGGAAUCCCUUUCUGUCACUUAUUUAAGAAUAUAUUGUAGGCUUUGAUAACCUUUAACCUGUUUGUUGGAAUAGUCCUUGGCCUUAACUAUUCACUAAUGUAUGCCAGUCCUCAUAGGUGGACACUAUUGGCAAGUCUGUGUUUUAGAGUCUUGGCUUCAUCUCGGUGGCUAACGCUGGUCUUAACUAUCGCUUUUUGGCUGAACAUUCUUAUCCUUUAAAAUGCUGAGUGGAACUAAUUUCUUAGGAAUCUGGUUGAGUCACCCAUCACCGAAUGAGAAAGCCAUUUUUCUGAAAAGUAAUAAUGCAGCAAAUGUCUUCAGCCUCUGAUGGACAGAACUUGUGUACAAAGCACAGGAUGCAUGGGAGUCACACACAGUGCUGGCUGGUCCGGGGCUCUUAAUAGCUGCCCCUCGCCCCUCAGAAAGUUUUCAAGCUGGAAUGGAUAUGUGUGAUUACAAUAAACUCUCGUUUAGGAUUUCUUUUCAUUGAUGUAUAAUUAAUGUUACAUUUCAUGUCUCAUUAAAGCCUUGUAAAAUAAAA
This is a messenger RNA of Rattus norvegicus (Norway rat), 3695 nucleotides long. RefSeq names its product fibrinogen-like 2 (gene Fgl2). Gene Ontology annotation, cellular component: extracellular region. The record is from RefSeq and is marked validated. Lineage: Eukaryota; Metazoa; Chordata; Mammalia; Rodentia; Muridae. The coding region runs from base 24 to 1313 and encodes 429 amino acids. Gene Ontology annotation, biological process: blood coagulation. The transcript has 2 exons.